Messenger RNA from Helianthus annuus (common sunflower), 1441 nucleotides. RefSeq lists its product as uncharacterized. The record is from RefSeq and is a predicted model, not a curated record. NCBI's taxonomy places the organism in Eukaryota, Viridiplantae, Streptophyta, Magnoliopsida, Asterales, Asteraceae. The transcript is spliced from 4 exons. The coding region runs from base 19 to 1257 and encodes 412 amino acids.
UGACAUCAAGGAUCAACAAUGUCACUAAUUGGUAGUCAAGGCGUGGUAUUCUUAUUAGUAAUUGCAUUAUUGGCGACAUGUGGUCAAAAUUCCAAAGCUCGUCCAACAUUUGAAAACGGGUUAAAAUCCAUGGUCUAUCUAUCAUCUAAAAUAACCCUACAUCCGGGUUCCGUUUCAAACAAAUACUAUUAUGACAUCGAGUUCCCAAAAGGUCAUAUUGCUGUCAAAAGUUUCAAUGCUGAAGUUGUUGAUGAAGCUGGGAACCCUGUGUCUCUUCAACAAACUUAUCUCCACCACUGGAUUGCAUCAAGAUACUAUGAACGAGUAGGAAGUGAAGAUAGAAAUUAUAAUGCUAAUCCGGGUUUCGACCAAUCAGAUAUCAUUAUGGAUAGGAAUGCUGGAAUAUGCGAUCAUGUUCUUGAUCAGUUUUUUGGAUUGGGAGCUGAAACACGAAAAACAUCCACACAUAUUCCGGAUCCUUAUGGGAUCGAAGUGGGUAAUCCACUUGAAGUUCCUUCUGGAUAUGAAGAGAAAUGGAUGUUAAACAUCCAUACAAUCGACACUCGAGGUGUAGUAGAUGCACUGGGGUGUACUGAAUGCAGAUGUGACUUGUAUAAUGUGACGAAUGAUAAAUAUGGUCAACCUUUGGAUCCCAAUUAUGGGGGAGGGUUGUCAUGCUGCUAUGAUGGAACACAAUGCAAAGUGAAAAAUGGGAUUGAAAGUGUUGAAAGACACCUUUACUUAAAGUACACCGUUAAAUGGGUUGAUUGGAGUGACUCUAUAGUACCUGUUAAGAUCUUCAUGCUUGAUGUGACUGAUACUUGGCAAAACACAGGAAUCCAUGAUUGCCUUGUCGAGUAUGAUGUUGAACAAUCUACCACUGGGAUUUCUGCCAAUGACCACACCAGUACCAGAAUAUCAAGUGUGAAGUUCCCAAUUUCUGGUGAUGUUGUUUAUGCUGUUGGACACCAACACCGUGGUGGCUUAGGUUCUGCGCUAUAUAGAAAGGAUGGACGAGAAAUUUGCUUGUCUAAACCUAUAUACGGUAUAGGAAAUGAAGUAGGAAACGAAGCUGGUUACGUUGUAGGAAUGUCCACAUGUUAUCCUAAACCAGGUUCUAUGAAGAUAGUUGAAGGUGAAACUCUAACUAUGGAGUUUAACUACAGCAGUGAAAAGAGCCAUACUGGAGUAAUGGGGCACUUCUAUAUUCUAGUUUUUGAGUCGUCUAUGGAUUCGAAUUAUUUGGUUAGUUGGUAAAAGUAUAGUAUGAAUACGUGAAAUAUAAAAUAUAUAAAAUAAAGUCAGGGCUGAGAUCACUUGGUUGAUAGAGUAACAUUUAUGGAGUGAUCAUUUGUUGUACUUUUGUGUCGUUCACAAAAAAAAUCUAUUGUACUUUUGUAAUGAACCUCACCACAUUUUAUAUAUAUAUAUUGUUUCCCAA